Molecule: messenger RNA, 1378 nt
Organism: Dendronephthya gigantea
Lineage: Eukaryota; Metazoa; Cnidaria; Anthozoa; Malacalcyonacea; Nephtheidae
Product: BTB/POZ domain-containing protein 6-B-like
Exons: 1
Coding region: 68-1378 (436 amino acids)
Biological process (GO): neurogenesis
Cellular component (GO): cytosol
Molecular function (GO): protein binding
Source: RefSeq, a predicted model, not a curated record
CAUAAACGAAAGUUGCUGAUAAACGUUGAGUUUUACGCCAUUUUACAGACUACAAUUACAAAAGACCAUGGCCUCGAAAUAUCACGACGAUUGGCAAUCUAGUAAGACAACGGUUUUGCAAAGAAACGCGUUUAUGUUCGAUAACGAAUUGAUGAGCGACGUAUCAUUUGUCUGUGGUGAGACAAGUCAUCGUGUAUUCCAUGCACACAAAUAUGUGUUAGCAACGAGCAGUGCUGCGUUCUUUGCCAUGUUUUACGGAGAUUUGGCUCAGAAAGAGUCUCCUAUUCGCAUUAAGGACGCGGACGAACAAAGCUUCAAGGAAUUUCUUCGUUUUCUCUACGUGGACGACUGCGAAAUUACCGCAGAAAACGCGAUUGGAAUUAUGAACUUGGCUAAGAAAUAUCUCAUUCCAUCUCUGGCGGAUAAAUGUUGCAAGGUUCUAGAGACAAGCAUUAAGCCUGACAAUGUUUUUACCGUUUUGGAGGGAGCUAAACACUUUGAUGAGAGCGAUUUGGAAGCGAAAUGCUGGGCUAUUGUCUCCCGGAAAACUCUGGACUGCGUGAACUCUGAAGCAUUUUGUACAAUCGGGUCACACACUCUCGAUACUCUGUUAAAGACAGGAACACUAGGUAUAGAAGAGGUGGAUUUGUUCAUAGCCGUAUUAAAAUGGGUGGAUAGUGAAUGUAAGAGACAGGGUAUACAGGGUGACGCAAUGGCGAGAAGACGCGUUCUUGGAGAUAGUGUGAAUGAAAUUCGUUUUCUCGAAAUGUCACAAGAGGACUUUGCUAAUUACGUUCCUGCAACAGGAAUACUCACAGACACAGAGAUAGUAUCAAUUUUCUGUGAAUUCAACGGAGUUGUUAUGGCUGACUCAAAAUGGAAGAGUCUACGAAGGAGACGAUCUGCAUUCACGGUAGUUGGUUUUAGCAGAUUUAAUCUUGAAGAUUUGGCCAUGCCCACUACCGACAGCUGGAGUUACAAAGGAAAUCCCGAUGCUCUCAUUUUUUCUGUUAAGAAAAAAGCAGUUUCUUUUCACGGUGUUCGUUUGUUUGGCAAUGCUGAUUCUGGCAAGUAUGAAGUAACAUUCACGAUCAAAGAUAAAACGGUAACAGGAACUUAUAAUUCGGAACAAGACGAUGACGGUGUCUGGGGAUAUGACGUCAUGUUGUCAAAGGCAAUGUCUCUACUACCUGAUGAAGAUGUCACAAUAAUUGCGACCAUAAAAGGACCACGUUCUUAUUUUGGUACAAGUGGAAAAUCAUACGUGAAAUCUGACGAAAUUAACGUCACUUACAAAAAGGCACUCUCUGGUGGUGGCACAUAUGGUACAAGCGUAAAUAGAGGUCAGUUUUACAAAAUAUUUUUGUCGCUGUUAUAG